ACGGCAGAUGCACGAAGGUCAAAAGUAUUUUAAAAAUAAGGCCGUAGGCAUUGGCAGAUUGGUAUGGCAGUGGACGUUAAGGGUCGGGUGGCGUUGUAAUGGCAAAAAGUUUGCAAAAGUAAGUUUGGUUGUAGGGUCGGGAUUGGAGAUAGACAAGAUGGACCAGCAGUAUUGCCUUCGGUGGAACAAUCAUCCGGCCAACUUGACGGACGUACUCAGCUCACUAUUGGCAAGAGAAGCACUGUGUGACGUUACACUUGCUUGCGUUAAUGAAACGCACAUAAAACAAUUCAAAGCACAUCAGACGAUAUUAUCAGCAUGCAGUCCAUAUUUUGAGAAUGUAUUUCUACAGAAUACCCAUCCACAUCCUAUAAUAUUUUUGAAGGAUGUCAAAGAUACGGAGAUGAAGGCACUGCUGCAUUUUAUGUACAAAGGAGAGGUUAAUGUUAGCCAACAUUUAUUACCAAUGUUCCUUAAGACAGCUGAGGCGUUACAGAUACGCGGAUUGACCGAUAAUAGUGUAAAUAAUAAAACUGAGAGGAGUCCAUCACCUGAGCCGGAAACACAGAGCAGUGUUAGGCACAGUGAUUCACCUAACCUACAGCCACAUCCUGAGAAGAGGAAACGAAAAGCCUCGGGGAAUUAUGAUGUUUCACUCACUGGACCACCCAGCGAACGCUUCUUGUCCGACUCUCAGGCAUCAUCUCAAUGUAGUUACAAAUCGAGUCCCACAGUGAUUCCAAAGUUAAACAAUACACUAGGCGGCGAUGCAGAGGACGGGGGUAGGACAAUGUCACCGUCGUCGCAGGCGCAGGCGGCUAUAAAACAAGAACUCGAUCACCACAUGCCUGACUUUCAUGACAACAUUUCACUACCUGGUCAUCCGGUCGGAAUGUUGGGGGAAGACGGGGGACCGGCGGCGGGGGCGCUCAGCGACGGUGUACCAGGAAUGGAACCGUCUGAGCACCACAAUCCACCUGAAAUGCUCGACGGACUUGAUGGUUCAAAAGCCUGGCACAUGCGGCUGACCUUUGACCGGGUGCCAGGCGGCUGCAACCUUCACAGGUGCAAGCUGUGCGGCAAGGUCGUGACGCACAUCAGGAACCACUACCACGUCCACUUCCCCGGCAGGUUUGAGUGUCCUCUCUGUCGUGCCACGUACACUCGUAGUGACAAUCUGCGCACGCACUUUAAAUUCAAACAUCCCGAGUCAAGGAAAAUUGAUUUAAAUGAUUUUGUUGCAAGCUCAUUGGCAUUAUCCGCUACAAAUAAUGAUACAAUGAAUACCCUAUCAUAAGGCGAAUUAUCGUGCGUGCGCGGUGCGCGCGUACGACAAUGCGACGACAACUACUACGUUCAACGAUUACAACAUACGUCGCGAACAAACGUGCCGUCACUCAUACGUGAGAUAGAACAUUAUCAUCGUAAGUUCUUACUCAUGCCUGAGAGUACACCACGUUUUUUAAUGUUCAAUCACUUUUUCUCCGAACACCAAAUCUUGUAGGUUCUACGCUUAACCAUUUUAAGAAGAAAUACGAGAAAAAUGAAGACAUUAUUGAUCAAGAUAAUAGUGAUUUUUAAGGACGAGAGAAAAGAAAAAUUUAUAAUUAUACCUAUGAAUUACUGAUUAACUGAUGAUUACUUUCAAGUUUUUUUUUAUGUAAGAAGGAUUUGACGGUGAGGGUGCGAGUGAAAAAUCUUCUAACAAACCAACACAACUAUACAACAUUGAUAAUUAUAUUGUUAAACAAUUUAUGGUGAGCGACAGAAUCAACGCGAACACAUCGAACAGCAACACCUACAGUCAACAGAUUAUAAAUGAAUAUUGAUAGAUACAUUAAAAAGAAAAAAAAACCAACAAAAAAACAUCUCGAAGUGUCCUAUUUUCGGAUUUUGAUGGGUGCAGCUUUAUUUUUCACUAUUAAAAAAAAUAUAGAAACGAAGGGAUAACAGAAAGAAUUAUAUUAUAUAUUAAGAAUGAGUCGUUGGAUAAUGAGGGCAUCGCGUGCAAUUUUGGAGUCAUACGAGAAUGCCACAGUUAACACGACGAUAGGAUUCUUAUUCAAGUUUUAAAUAAAAAGAGAAAAUAAUUGAAAAAAAAAAUGAUAAAACUCAUGCGAAACACAAAUGGGAGCAAAUGUGGUGCCAAUUCCUCCCGUAGAUGUCUGCCGGAAUAUGGCGUAUUCGGCAGAGGCUGGCAGCCGAUUAAAAUACUAUGAUAAAUACCCUAAUUAAAUCAUUAACAAUAAUUAAUUAAUGCUAAAUGAGAUAAAAGUGAAUUAAUGCCGAAGUCGAUUGCGCAGGGUGAGUCGUAAUAGUUGUUGAAAGUUUUAUAGUUGGACUUCAUAUUAGAUUGUAAAUUGUAACUAAUCGUUUUAUCAGAGUGAUGACGAUGGGGGGAGGGGGGGAGGGGCUAUAAAAUAGCGAAGGGGGGAGGGGGAUUAAAUAGUAAUUUAAUACCACUCCUAACUACUAGAGGGAAGAAAUAAAUUUUUCAGCUCAAGAGUUGUUGCACGCACACUCGCAUGUAUCUUAACCGACGAUAAUGUGACGUUACAUACGAAAAACAAAUUGACGUGACAGGCUGGACACACACACGACGAUAAAAAAACAUUUUUCGAUUUAAACAAUUGAACACACUCGCACUAUCGGAUUACAACGAAGAAGUAUAAUUUCUGUCCUAUGCAUCCUAUUAUUCGAGAGAAUAAAUCAGUGGCGAUAGACUGUAAUAAUAGAUGAUUCAUUCAUUACUUAAUGAGAAAAAAUAAGACAAGAGUUUUGCAGUUCUAAUAUGAAUGUUUGACUAUAAUGCACUGUGUGUUAACAUCUGGAAUGAAAUUCUAUGAUAAACAUUGAUAGGACAACUGCAGGCAAAUGUGACAAAGCAGCAAAUGAAUAACCAGUGGAAAUAGCUGAAGACAUUCCACGAAUUUGGGACUUAAAAUGCAUAGGCAAGCAAAAUAAGAUUCUUUUUUUUUAAUUUUAUUGGAUUUAUGAUUAUAUUUUAUACUUUAUGAUAAUCUAUCCGUUAUUAUUCUACCAUUGGUUACAGAUAUAUAGUUUAUUCGUUAAAGCAAAUUCACUUUUGCAUCAAAGGGAUGAUGGUACCAAUGCCUCGUUGCACAUUUGAUUAUUUCUUUAUUUAAUUGGUUAGGGUGCAAUACCGUUUUCAGUUUUUUUUUCCUUAAUGAGAAUUCAUUAUUUUUCUUGUUUGAAGCUACUAUUAUUAUUUUAUUUUGUGUUUAACUAUAUCCGGAUGGCUCAGAGCCAAUAACGACCUACAGAAAUAUAUUAAUAUAUUACAGAAACGUUUAUUAAUUUAACAGUUCUCUUAAAAACAUGGAAACUGAUGGAUGGAUACGUGAUAAAACAAAAACAGGUGAAAUAAAUAGAAGUUAUGAGGGAAAAACACAAGUGAGCAGGCUGGUAUAUAAAUAAUAAUUAAGAAUGAUUGAGUCCACUAGUAAAAACUAUUCUUAUGAGCCAAACCGCUGAAUCAUUGUGAUCAUUAUGAUAUUACCGUCGAUCUAUCUCUCUCUUUUCUUUUUUUGUUAUUGGGAUGGUUUUUAAAAAUACAUGUUAAAAUACAGGAAAAAAAAACUACAUACUUACUGUAUAUGAAUUCAUGGGGGCACUUUGCAUGGUUUAAGGCUUAAAGAGGAAAAAAAAAUGAUGAAAAAACAAAAACACAAAAAUAAUAAACACAAUACCUUUAAUUUAAUAUAUAACCCAGAAUAUUAAUAUAUUACACAGAUAAUGAUGAAUAAUAUAUUGGAUAAUUUAUUAUAUUUUGUUUGUUUUUCCGUUUUAUGAUUUUAUAUUAUGUAUACAAUUUAUGUUGGUUACUGUUUCAAAGUGACGUGUGAGACAUUACAAGAUUGUGGAGAGACAGAA
Diachasma alloeum is the source of this 3894-nucleotide messenger RNA. Its product is annotated as protein tramtrack, beta isoform. Gene Ontology annotation, molecular function: DNA binding; protein binding. Bases 8 to 1297 code for a protein of 429 amino acids. The transcript has 5 exons. The record is from RefSeq and is a predicted model, not a curated record. NCBI's taxonomy places the organism in Eukaryota, Metazoa, Arthropoda, Insecta, Hymenoptera, Braconidae. Gene Ontology annotation, biological process: regulation of transcription by RNA polymerase II. Gene Ontology annotation, cellular component: nucleus.